UCUUCCUUAUUUUAACUUUCACCACUAGGGAGACCAGGUGAAUCACUAAAAAAAAAAAAAAGUAUUUAAUGUAAGUUGUAGCUUGCGGGUAUAAAUACUUAAACGAAAGUACGCCUCACGAUGUUUACACGUGCGAAACCACACUGGGCUCAAGUUCUUGCAUGUGAAGUUGAGAAUUUAAUUGUUUAAUUUCGAGCGUAAUUCAGUCUAAAACUUGAUCUAAAGUUUCAGUUUUCUUCGUUAUUGAUAUUGAAAUAAUUUUGUUAUCGCUUAAAACCGCAAAUGAAAGCCUGACUGUGUGUUUGAUAAACGUAAACUCCAUUUUGCACAGUGACAAUAAAUCAAGACGUAUUUUAUUGACCGAACAUCAUUUGCAUUUUGUUUGAAUGAGAAAUGUGAUGUACUCAGAAUUCUUUUGUCGUUAAAAUAUUUCAUGAAUUGAGCAGUACCGCAGAUUAGAAGCUACAGCAAGUCUUUCAUUUUAAUAACUAACUAGAGACGGUUUUUUCCUUUUUUUUGGUAAUUGUAUUUAUUUCCACAAUUUUUGGAAAAACAGAAAUAUUUGUAGACAUCUUUAAAAUGUUGUUAAGUAGCACUAUAUGUCUUCCUUUUUUCAUUCAUGUCGAGGAAAUGUGAUCUCUGUUUUUUUUUUAAGAUGACUUUGAUAACCCUUAAUAUUCGCGGGCGGAUGAAUUUAAAUACAAUGGGCUAGAUAAUCUUGGAAUAAAUGUGAAGAAACUUGACACUCUUCACUCAACUUGAGCUUGUAUUUACGCGAAAAACUUUUGUCAGUCGAGCAGGACUGAUUUUGUCACCGAAGCUUACAUCGAUUAAGGCAGUUAUUCCGUCAAGAGGAAGCUUAAUAUCCAUAUACUGAGCAAUUCAGGCAGCUCAGCUCCUACAGAGCCUAUUGAACAAUUGUUACGUUCACCGUCAAACCAUCACAAUAAAUUGUUUAUCGUGUUCAUCCAUCCGGCCUGCGAUUGAAACAAGCUCGUGUGUGAAUUAGCAAACUUCAAUACAUCUAGUCCCCGGCAGGAAAGCUGUCCUGUUUGGAAAACAUUUUAUUCUGAGCUCUUCUUUGCAUAUUCUUUAGAUGUGGUGGGUUCUUCAUGUUGUCGCACUGUGACGUAUUCAUGGAGCCAUGUGUAGCUGUGUCUCUGUUAUCGUCAUGUUAGGAUCAUUGGUAGAAUUAAUGUCAUGGCACCUAUGUGAUAGGGGCCCGGUUCAACGGACUAUGAACCAAUAUCCAACCAAUCAGCGACAAGCACUAAUGAUCAACAGUGACAUCAGCAAUUUGAAAACGAGUGCAAUAAGAAAAUGGCAUCCUGGAAAUAAAGUUCGUGAGCAUUGUAAACAAAAUCACGAGACUCUUGAUCAAUGGGUCGAGGAUCAUGCAAGAAAAGAUUUUAACAUUUUCGAGUUUCUGCCAGGAUUUCGAGUAAUUUCAAAUUUACUUAUGGAUGGAUCAAGAACAUUUUUGAACGGAGCAAAGUUUGCAUCUCGUCUUCACUUGGAGAACUUAUUAUUAAAUCUUCUGCUUCUAUUCUUCAUCAACGUAUUACUAAAAAGGAACAUUAUUUCUUUGAAAUUACAUGUCAUAACAACAGCGAUUCUUCAUUGGGAAAAUGCCCAAGCAACUCUCUCACCUACGUCGUCAUAUACACUUUCAUCAAGUGCGCACAUCAUGAAAUCCUCGCCGCAAGCUGACAACUCUCCUUCAAGAACGUCCAACGCUUCAAAUGAAAAAUCUGAUGGAACAAGUCAAUUGACUCCAAUCACUUCCGCUGUCACGAAAUCAACAAAGUUAGCGCAUUUACAAGGAAUUUGUGAUGAAGAUUGGAUUCACGAGGGAGAUUUGUGUUACGGAAUUGUUGAAGAACCAAGACAGUUUAAUCACGCUGAAAGAUUCUGCGAGAUGAACUCUGCUCAUUUGCUAUCAAUAGCAAACAAAGAAGAAAAUGAUAUGAUUUUUGAUUUAGUUAAGGAAAUUUUAGGUCCACCUGGUAAAAUAUGGCUGGGGAUGGAAAGGCUAUCUUCUGAUUCAAAACUCCAUUGGAUUGAUAAAACACCAAUCACUUAUGAUAACUGGGCGCCUGGAGAACCCGAUAACAAUGGCGCAUGCGUGCAAAUGAUUCACAAAGGAUGGUGGGAAGAUGUUUCAUGUGUGCAACGGCUUCCGUCCAUCUGUAAAAAAGGUAGCAAAGAGAGCCUGCCUUACUCCAGAGCGACAGAACUUGGGAUCCUGAUUGGCAUUCCCCUCACGUGCUCUGCUAUCAUGUUAUCAGUGGUAGGCGUGCUCCUCGUAAGAAGUAUUUACGACUCAGAAGGAACUUAUUAUGGAUACGGCAAAAAUCGCAACAAGGACAAAUUACACUCCUGCCUAGUCACCAUGACAACGAGCAUUGCGCAUGUCUCAACUAUGGGAUAUAAUGACGAGAGACGAUUCAGUGAGGCUAGUAUAAGGUCAAAUCGCUCUGCACAAUCUUCACACUCGGAUGCUGAUCAUCAUUCUUCUGAUCAUUCUCGGGGUAAUUCCAUCGUGGAAGCUCCGGAAAUAAAAAUUACCCCAGAGACACCUGAAGCAGAAAGAAGAUUUGAGGCCAGAGUAUUUGCAUCUUCAAGCACGAGUAUUGAUCAAGAAAGGUUUCAAUCAACCACAAGCUUGGAGAAUCUGUUGUCUAAAAAGUAUAUCAAGCCUAAAACUCGCCGAUUGCGUUCAUUGCGUAAAUCAGAGGCGGUUGUCUCACCCGCCGGGCAUGACGGGAAAUAUACAAAGAAAGAGGACCAAUUUGAGUUCUACGAAAUCUAGCUCUUAUUUGAAAACAAAUUUUGCGUACAAACGUUCGAAUCAGUGACUCAUGGACGAGAGCAUCUUGAUGUUAAAAGUACUUUUUUGUCAUUUUCGAAUUAAUUGCCUCUUCCGCUUUGCAUAAGGCUGAUAGUUUCUAAAGAAACCGUUCGGGGCUGCGUCGGUGGGGGUAACGAAAUAAUUUGGAUAUAUCA
Stylophora pistillata is the source of this 3006-nucleotide messenger RNA. RefSeq lists its product as uncharacterized. The record is from RefSeq and is a predicted model, not a curated record. NCBI's taxonomy places the organism in Eukaryota, Metazoa, Cnidaria, Anthozoa, Scleractinia, Pocilloporidae.